This is a messenger RNA of Habropoda laboriosa, 2335 nucleotides long. RefSeq names its product 43 kDa receptor-associated protein of the synapse homolog. The transcript is spliced from 9 exons. The record is from RefSeq and is a predicted model, not a curated record. Lineage: Eukaryota; Metazoa; Arthropoda; Insecta; Hymenoptera; Apidae. Bases 396 to 2024 code for a protein of 542 amino acids. Gene Ontology annotation, biological process: chemical synaptic transmission. Gene Ontology annotation, molecular function: acetylcholine receptor binding; protein-membrane adaptor activity. Gene Ontology annotation, cellular component: synapse.
GAUGCUCAAUUAAACGCAAGUACAAAGAUUCGCGAGAGCAGAAGCUAUUUUUUGGGAAUCGCGCGAAUGUAACUCACUCCGUCGGCGCUCAGGUGAACACUGUGCAGAGGAAUAGGAAUGUGAAAGAAGCUACCUCAAACGCGGUUCGCGUUCGAAAGAAAGAAAGAGAGAAGGGUGAGGGAGAGAGAUCGGGAGCGUCGGUCCAGGAAAAGGAAACAGAGGAUAUGCGUUGGUUCGAGGCGACAACUCGCGACCGUUUUCGAGGCAAUGCCGCGACGUACGAGGGAAGUUGAGAUCGAGCGGCACCGGAUCGAUAUGCUCUCGCGGGAGCGUCGGAACCUCGAUACCAGAAGAACACGACGAGAAAGUAAAGGCGAGGAAAGGCAGAGUGAAUCAUGUCGUGGGAAUCGAUCUCGUCGCGAGAUUACCUCGGCGGGCCGGCCAGUCAUCAGCUGUCCGCAACCGCUCUGCUGGGCAGUCCGGACGGAUCGCGGCACCCGUUGGACGUGUGCGAGUUCACCGAGGAGGACUAUCGGCAUCAGAGCUCGAACGGGAACGGGCACUAUCAGAACGGCAGGUCCGGCACCGGUCUCUGGGAAUGCCUGAUAGGCUGCAGACGUCGGUUCGACCAGCAUAUGGCUCGAAGACGGGUGGAACAAGGCUUGAAGCUGUACCGCGCCCACAAACAACAGGCUGCCGUCCGCAAAUGGAGGGGUGCCUUGAAGAAUAUCAGACAGCGAGAGGAUAAAUUCGCUCUUCUCGGAUAUCUCUACCAAGCCUACAUGGAUUGGGGGAAGUACAGGGACAGCAUCGAUUUCGGGCACAAACAGUUGGGCAUUUCCGAGGAGCUCGAUUCGCCGAACAUGCGGGCGGAGGCCUACUUGAAUUUGGCCAGAGCGCACGAAAGAUUGGGCGCGCUCGACAGAGCCUUGGACUAUGCGAGGCACAGCUUGUACAACGAAUGCGAUCAGUGUGCGACCGCUGGACUGGUUCAUCUGACCGUGGGCAGAGUUCACUUGGAACUAGCAGGAUUCUGCAAAGCUUUGGAAGCGUUUCAACGAGCCCACAAGAUUGCUCAUUCGAUUCAGGAUCCCUCGUUGGAAUUGCAGGUGAGAGUUCGAUUUGCCGAAACCUUCUCCGGCGAAAGAAAAUCCAUUUUCGCAAUCACAGGUCUACGUGGGUUUGUCCGAGCUGUUCUGCACGAUCUCUCGAGAAGUUUGCAGCUGGGUGAUUUGAAUUCCCGUCAUCACAGAGCGGCUCUCCUCCAGAUGGCCUCGGCACUCCGGAAAAAAGGAGACCUCGGCGACGCCCACGAUUAUUGUUCGGAGGCAACGCGACUGUCGCUCGUUUCGGGAGACCAAGCCAGUUACGCCAGGAGUAUACGAAUAAUGGGAGACAUUUACAGAAAAAAGUCCGACAUAAACAAAGCGUUUCGACAGUACGAGAGCGCGAUGGGAAGCGCGGCAGCGACCGGAGAUCGUCUCUGUCAAAUGGAAGCGAUGGACGGUGCCGCGAGGUGUCUCGAGGCGCUUCGUCUUCAACACAAAAUAUGCAAUUGUCGUCCUCUCGAAUUCAACACGAGGCUGCUCGAGGUAGCUGGAUCGGUCGGUGCUAAGUUCCUGGUACGAACCGUGAGAUCGAGGCUCUCGCGAAUUUACGGUUCUCUCGGAGACGAGGAACAGAAGGCUCAUCACGAGAGAUUAGCCGCAGCGAUGGAGGAAGAUUUGGAGUUGCGAUGCGGUGGCUGCAACGAGCCUUUCGGCCUCGAGGCCGAUUCGUUGGAAGCGCUGCCCUGCUCUCACAUAUUGCAUGCCAGGUGCGCCUACGACAUCUUGAAGAGACGCGACAAAAAGAAGAAACGUCUGUGUCCCGAUUGUCACAAGUCCGUUAGUUCACGAUUGUACCUGCAUUGCGAAGACCCUCACGGCAUGAAUACUUUGAAUCACAGUUCCUUGAGUCUGGCAUCCUUGAGAGCCAGCAGUCUAGCCACGCUGGACGACUGUCACGCAACGAGCAGUGUCUAAACGCGCCGGCGCGGCGCGACACGGCGCGGCAAUCUAGGCAAUCUAGGCAAUCUACCAUUUCUUUCUCGAUCAGCUCGAGAACGUCGCCGCGCGUUCUUCGAUAUCGCGCCCGCAUCCCUGUAUACCCCUAUACCCCGAAAACCCUUGCCACGCUACUUUGCGCUGUGCCAUCUUUUCUUUUCGGGGUAUACGUGUGGUAUCGAGUUUCCGCGAUCUGCCAAUUAAACCAUUAGAAAUUAACGUUCUUCAACGCGUGGAUCCUCCGUCAUUUAACCAUUCAAUUAGGACGAAGAAAUUUCAACAAUACCUAC